AUGCUCAGGGGGGUUUUGGACACUCCUCGGCGGUUGCUGAAGGAGGGAAGGGAGUCCCGGAAGCUGGUGCUCGUGGUGGUGUUUGUUGCUCUGCUCCUGGACAACAUGCUGCUUACUGUGGUGGUGCCCAUUGUGCCCACCUUCCUAUAUGCCACGGAGUUCCAAGAAGCCAGCACUUCUCUGCACCUCAGCCCCUCCAUGACUCCCCAGCGUGUUCCUGCCCCUCCUGCCUUUUCCACCAUCUUCUCCUUCUUUGAUAACAACACAGUGGCUACUGAUGAAAGCGCUCUUCACAGUAGCAGAGCAUGGAUAAAUGGCACUUCUGGCACUGUCCUCCCUCCUGUCACUGGAGCCUUCCCAGCACAUAAGAACAACUGCUUGCAAGGCUCAGAGUUCUUGGAGGAAGAGAACAUACGGGUCGGGGUUCUGUUUGCUUCAAAGGCUCUGAUGCAACUUCUGGUCAACCCGUUCGUGGGGCCUCUCACCAACAGGAUUGGAUAUCACAUUCCCAUGUUUGCUGGCUUUGUUAUCAUGUUUCUCUCCACAAUUAUGUUUGCUUUUUCUGGUACCUAUACCCUGCUUUUUGUGGCCCGAACCCUUCAAGGCAUCGGAUCUUCAUUUUCAUCUGUUGCAGGUCUGGGGAUGCUGGCAAGUGUCUACACUGAUGACUUCGAGAGAGGGCGUGCCAUGGGAGUCGCCUUGGGGGGCCUAGCUUUGGGAGUGCUGGUGGGAGCUCCAUUUGGAAGUGUGAUGUAUGAGUUUGUUGGGAAGUCAGCACCCUUCCUCAUUUUGGCCUUCCUGGCACUGCUGGACGGAGCCCUCCAGCUUUGUACCCUCCAGCCUUCCAAAGCUUCCCCUGAGAGAGCCGAGGGAACUCCACUCCUAACGCUUCUCAAAGACCCCUAUAUCCUGGUGGCUGCAGGCUCCAUCUGCUUUGCCAACAUGGGAGUGGCUAUGCUGGAGCCCACACUCCCCAUCUGGAUGAUGCAGACUAUGUGCUCCCCUGAGUGGCAGCUAGGUCUAGCUUUCUUGCCUGCCAGUGUGUCCUACCUCAUUGGCACCAACCUCUUUGGUGUGCUGGCCAACAAGAUGGGUCGGUGGCUCUGCUCCCUCAUUGGGAUGGUGAUAGUAGGUACCAGCUUGCUUUGUGUUCCUCUGGCUCAGAAUAUUCUUGGUCUCAUCGGCCCCAAUGCAGGGCUUGGCUUUUCCAUAGGCAUGGUGGAUUCCUCUAUGAUGCCCAUCAUGGGGCAUCUGGUGGACCUGCGCCACACCUCGGUGUAUGGGAGUGUCUAUGCCAUUGCUGACGUGGCCUUUUGCAUGGGCUUCGCGAUAGGCCCGUCCACUGGGGGUGCCAUCGUGCACGCCAUCGGCUUCCCCUGGCUCAUGGUCAUCAUCGGGGUUGCCAACAUCAUCUAUGCCCCUCUCUGCUACUACCUGAGGAACCCCCCAGCCAAAGAGGAGAAUCUUGCAAUUCUGAGCCAGGAGUGCCCCAUGGAGACCCGGGCGUAUGCAACCCAGAAGCCCACCAGGGAAUUUCCUCUUGGAGAGGGCAGCGAUGAGGAGCCUGACAGUGAGGAGUAGCAACAGAAGGUGGUCCCGGAGCCUUGUCACUGUGGAGCCGUGAGGCUUAGACUUCAGUGACCCCCUCUCUACCUGGAACCAGAUCCCCUUGGGCUGCUCAGGGCUUUCCUUUCCUCUCCCCAGUAUCUCCAUUCCUCCCUCCCUGGUGCCACUGCCCAGUUCCCUUUGCACUGGUGUAACCCAUGGCCCCCCCUCUAUGCUGCAGGUGGCCCAUCUUCUGUGGAAGGACAGUGGGAUGCUUCCUCCUAGGCUGUUGCUGAUUAAACUUGAGCUGUGACGGGCUCUGCAAGGGCUGACUCAUUCCAUGGGGCAGCAGUGAGCACAGGGCGCUCCUGAACCGGUGGGGUGAUGGCAAACCUCGUUUCAUUCAUAAUCUUUCCUUGGCACAUUCCCAGUGUCUCCUGAUCCUCAGCAGGGUCCUCCCUGACUUUUCCCAACUGAGUUGAGAAAACGCUCUCAAUGUGGUCCUGCUGCCAAACUGCCAAUCUGGGAAAUUGUUUGCCUGGUUUUUAGAAGCUAAGUGGCUUUUCUGUGGCUAAGCCUG
This is a messenger RNA of Manis javanica (Malayan pangolin), 2125 nucleotides long. The record is from RefSeq and is a predicted model, not a curated record. NCBI's taxonomy places the organism in Eukaryota, Metazoa, Chordata, Mammalia, Pholidota, Manidae.